This is a messenger RNA of Xiphophorus couchianus (Monterrey platyfish), 987 nucleotides long. It is a transcript of the gene ela2l, whose product is annotated as elastase 2 like. The coding region runs from base 119 to 919 and encodes 266 amino acids. The transcript has 8 exons. NCBI's taxonomy places the organism in Eukaryota, Metazoa, Chordata, Actinopteri, Cyprinodontiformes, Poeciliidae. Gene Ontology annotation, biological process: proteolysis. The record is from RefSeq and is a predicted model, not a curated record. Gene Ontology annotation, molecular function: serine-type endopeptidase activity.
AUUUCUCAUGGGGUAAUUUUCCAGGAAUUAGAACCAGAUUUAGCAGGUUGCAUAAGAAAGGUGGUGAGAGUUAUAAAUAUGUCAGAAGCUAACUUUGAGCUGUGAAGAUACUGACACAAUGAAGUUUGUGGUCCUUGCUUUGCUCGUUGCCGGCGCCUAUGGGUGCGGCAAUCCCACCUUCCAGCCCGUGGUGAGCAGAGUGGUUAACGGAGAGGACGUCAGGCCUCACAGCUGGCCAUGGCAGAUUUCCCUGCAGUACAACAGUAACGGUGAGUGGAGACACACUUGCGGAGGCACUCUGAUCUCUAGCCAGUGGGUCCUCACUGCUGCUCACUGCAUCAGCUCAGGCCGGGAGUACAGAGUGGCGUUGGGAAAGCACAACCUGCUGGAGGAUGAGAACGGCUCUCUGUUCCUGGGCACUGCCACCAUCGUGGUGCACGAGGACUGGAACUCGUUCUUCAUCCGUAAUGACGUUGCCCUGGUCAAGCUGGAGGCCCCCGUUGAAUUCUCUGACACCGUCCAUCCUGCUUGUCUUCCUCCUGAUGGCUUCAUCCUCCCCCAUAAUGCACCCUGCUUUGUGACCGGGUGGGGUCGUCUAUACACCGGAGGUCCCAUCGCUGACAUCCUGCAGCAGGCUCUGCUGCCCGUUGUGGACCACGCCACCUGCAGUCAGUCCGACUGGUGGGGCUCUCAGGUGACACAAACCAUGGUCUGCGCUGGUGGAGACGGAGUUGUUGCUGGAUGCAAUGGAGACUCUGGCGGUCCUCUGAACUGUCAGGGCUCUGAUGGAUCCUGGGAGGUUCAUGGUAUUGUCAGCUUUGGCUCUGGGCUCGGCUGCAACUACUACAAGAAGCCCACCGUCUUUACUCAAGUCAGCUCUUUCGUGGACUGGAUCAACACUACAAUGGUGGCCAACUGAUAGAGCACCAUUUUGGGACCAAGGCUAUCACUCUAGCCUAGCAAAAUAAAGCCUUUUUACCUACUCUA